Scomber japonicus (chub mackerel) is the source of this 732-nucleotide messenger RNA. RefSeq lists its product as uncharacterized. The transcript has a single exon. The record is from RefSeq and is a predicted model, not a curated record. NCBI's taxonomy places the organism in Eukaryota, Metazoa, Chordata, Actinopteri, Scombriformes, Scombridae. Bases 1 to 729 code for a protein of 242 amino acids.
AUGAGAGAGCGGGACUUCAUGCCCAAUAUGGAGAGGGGCAAACCUGCUACUUAUACGGGGGACAAAAAGGCUAAGAUGGCUGCUAAGACUAACAAGAAGUGGGUGAGAUUAGCCACUGUUUUUGCAUAUGUAUUGUCCGUAUCCUUAGCAGCCAUUAUUCUGGCAAUUUACUACAGCCUGAUCUGGAAACCGACCAGUGCAUCCUCUUCUGCCGGGAGGCCGGGGGUGCCUGGAGAGGUCACCCCCAACGCAACCAUCUCAACUAAUAUUUCCACAAGCAGCAACGUCUCAGAGUGGAACUCUACACAGACAGGGCUACCUUUCAACCAGACAAGGCAGGGCACAACCCAGCACCCCGGAACCACGUUUCAGUGGAUCGACAGAACCGAGAAUGUGGCCGUCUCCCCGCGCAGUGUUGGAGGAGAAAUUGCGCACUCGCAACAGGAGGAAGGACUCUACGCAUCUUCCCACGGUCACACAAGCAAAAGAGCCACGGAGAGAUCGGGCACUUUGGGUAGAGAGACACAUGCGUCUCAGCCGAGAGUGAGCCACCACAUGCCGUCAAGCUCCGGGGAGUCUGGCGCUGCGCUUAAUGAGGACGGGACGGGGAUGGAGGCGCACAGACAGGGCGACGGGGGGACUGACAAACGCAACCCCGAACAGACGGCUGCAGAUGCUGCCACAGUUCCUCCAACAUCCAUCCAACGGGCUGGCCAGAGAGGAGACUGAUCU